Molecule: messenger RNA, 711 nt
Organism: Oldenlandia corymbosa var. corymbosa
Lineage: Eukaryota; Viridiplantae; Streptophyta; Magnoliopsida; Gentianales; Rubiaceae
Source: the annotation of a GenBank genome assembly
AUGGUGGCUUCAUUCCUACAGGAUCGUGCAGAGAUUUGGUUCAUGGCUUUGCAAUUGACCAAACCGCCUCAGUCUUGGAUGAAACCGGGAGGAGGUAAUAACGUUUCUUUUCAAAAUUCAUAUGAAUUGGUGUGUUUUGGUGGUGACUCUCCUUAUGUUAAAGCUGAACAUGAUGAUAUGUUGUCAAUAGAUAUUAAUAAUGAUGAAUGUGGCUGUCUUAAGCCUGGUGAUUGUUGUAUUGUCCAUGACGUCUCUGUUGACUUUGAGGUGCAAUCUGAUGAUGAAUUUGUGCACUACGGUGAUCUUGAGAAGUCUGAGGCUGAAUUUUGGUUGGGGAAUUUUAAUUACAUUCAUGUGACAAUCUAUAAUUCGGUUCAUGAUUCAGUGGUCCUUAAAAAGGUUAAAGAUGAUGUUGGGGGAAUUGAUAUUGAUUUGACUGCUUAUGCUGAAGAUAAUAUUGUCCCUAAAGAGAGCUUGAGAAAUGAAUUUCUUAGUAUUAAGGGAAUAGAACUUCUGUCUGUUGUGGUUGAACUUGGAAAUGGAAUUGAAGUUCAGUGUAGUGCUUCUAUGGGAUUUGUUUCCACUGUAAAUGUUGAGCCAAGUGUUUGGGUGUAUGAUCCUGGAAUCGGCGCAACUUAUUUAACUGCAGUGAUGAAGGGAGUCAGGGGAGAUAGUUUUAUAGAGAGAGAAUCUCCUUUCACAGCUGGUUAG